AUGCCUCAGAUCCAUCCGAACGCUGAGGGCGAGUACAAGCCUGGCGAACACUCGGGUAUCCCUCACCCUCCGCCUGCGGACGACCCCAGUCAGAAGACUGAAUUGCAGAAGCCCUGGCCAGAUACUGGUUGGAGGGGACAGCCUACUAUUCCCAGUCAGGAGGGCGGUGACGGCGAGAAGGAUUUCAUGAACAAGCCGCCGUACUUCUGGAAGUCAGAGGGGGAUAAAUUCGAGGCUCAUUAUACGAGUCAGUGCUGGUGCGGCAAUGUUGUAUUUGAAUUCCAUGGAAACCCACUAGACGCCAAACAUUGUCACUGUCGGCAAUGCCAGAGCCUUCACGGUGCGCCGUUCCAAUGGGCGGUUAUCUUCCCGAAGACUUCUGUUCGUCUGGUCAAGAAUGAGAAGAACAGCUUGCAUUUCUUCAGCACUGCACUACGCACGGAGGGCCACUACGUUCCUUGUAAAGUGUCUUGUGACCAAUGUCGUUCUCCCCUCUUCGAUGAAGGGCGUAAUACCGUCCUCGCUUACCCGGGCAGUUUUAAGUUUAAGGAUCGAAAGGUACCGCUGGACUUCCAGCCCAGCUGUCACAUAUUCUACAGCGAGAGGUAA
Gloeophyllum trabeum ATCC 11539 is the source of this 609-nucleotide messenger RNA. RefSeq lists its product as uncharacterized. Bases 1 to 609 code for a protein of 202 amino acids. The record is from RefSeq and is a predicted model, not a curated record. Gene Ontology annotation, molecular function: carbon-sulfur lyase activity. Lineage: Eukaryota; Fungi; Basidiomycota; Agaricomycetes; Gloeophyllales; Gloeophyllaceae. The transcript has 7 exons.